AUGAGAUCAAUUUCCCCGAAUGCAUAUCAAUCGAACAAAGAUUCCUUUUCAUCUCAACCUUAAUAAUAACAAUAAUAAAAAUAAUAACAAUAAUAGAAAGCAAUAUUGAAACCACUUGUGUAUGAAGCAGUUCAUGUCCCUGUUAAUGAAUAGAUUGUUAAUGCAAAUAACUUUAGAUUAAACAUGUCGCCUACUCAUGUUGCACCACCAUCAGGUUAAACUGUCUAUCGAACAGUAUAAUCUCCCAUCAAUCCGAUUCCCCAAUAGGUUAUCUAACAAAUUUAAAAUAUCUAAACUUUCCCUUAGCAAAAAGAUUUGAAAUUAUAAACAUCUGUGGCUGAAUUUUAAGUCCCAUAAUCCCAAUCCCAAGAAACACUUUCAGCAAAAAGCGAUGAUCGAUUUUACAGAGAAGUAGAAGACAGAAUUCGAGUAAUUAGAAAUGAGAGCGAUUCAUGGAAAUAAAAGUUUAUCAUUAGUGAAAAUGACAAGGUCAAAUAAUUGUAGGAUAUGGAAAACCAUUACAAAAUGGAAAUGCAUAAUUAAUCACAACAAUUGAAGCAAUUUUAUCAAGUUACAACCAAUGAAUUAAAUGAUGAGCUCAAACAUUUGUAAAGAGAAUUGGAUAAUUCAAAUAGGGAGACUGAAAAAGCAAGGAAGAAAUGCCAUUAAUUAGAGAUGGACUAAUUUGAAUUAAAGACCUAAAUUGUUGAUGCUAAUGCUUAGAAGGACUAAGCCUAAAAAGAAUUGGUACGAAUGACUAAUCUAUAUCAAAGAAUCAAAAUUGAUAUGGAUGAAAUGAGAACAUAAUAAGAGAUUAUGAAAAAAAGGGUUGUUAAUGAAUAAGAACUCGAUAAACUUAAAGAGAUAAUCAAUUUAAGAGAAAAUGAAAUUGAUGAUUUAAAAAUGAGAAAUUCAUAAUUAGAAAUAUUAGGAAUAGAUGUCCGAAAGUUGGAUACCUAAAACCAUGAACUUUAAAAUCAAUUAGAAAUACUACAGUCAUAAAUUUCGAUAUAUGAAACCAAAAUUAUAGAAUAACGAAAUGAAAUUGACAAUUUAAAUUCUAUCAAUAAACGUCUGAAUAAUUAAUUAUAAGAGAAGAAGAAUCACGACAAGCUCUCCAGAACUAUAUAAGAAUAGGAAAUGCUCAAUUAGUUAAAUUAAGCCUAAGUUGUCUCCCAAGAAAAAGAUAAUUAGAUUAAGUCAUUAAAUAUUUAGUUCUCUUAAUUUUAAUUAAAGUAUGAUUAAAUGCAAUAAUAAAUGCAAUCCAUGAGAGAGAAUUAUGAACAAGAACUAACUGAAGCAAGAAUGAAGCAAGGAAAGUUUGAAUAAGAAUUCUAAGAUGAUAUUACAUAGAAGUUUUAACUAAUGUCGAGAGAAAUAUAAUAGUUUCAAUAAGAAAGAUAAUAACUAUUAAAUGAUUUAUCCUAAUAAUCAUAAUAAAAGAUUCGAUUAGAUUAAAAAAUGUAAUAGUAAUAAAAGGAAAUCGAUAAUUUUAACUACUAAUCCUAAUUAAGAAAUAAAGAAUUACAUGACAACCAAGAAACAAUGAACUAAUUGACAAAGUAGGUAACAACUUUAACUAAAGAAAAACAAAAUUUAUAGGAAUAAAUUCAUAAAUUGCAUUAUUAGUAUUAAGACUUUAAUAAAGUGAAUUAUUACUAUGAAAAAGUGCUUUGCAGUAUUGAAAUGGAAGCAUUAAGGGAAAGAUUAGAUAAUGCACUUUCUGAAAUAGAAACAAUAAAAGCUAAUCAACUUUCUAUGUAUAAAUUUUCAUGA
This is a messenger RNA of Paramecium tetraurelia, 1776 nucleotides long. RefSeq lists its product as uncharacterized. The transcript is spliced from 3 exons. NCBI's taxonomy places the organism in Eukaryota, Ciliophora, Oligohymenophorea, Peniculida, Parameciidae. The record is from RefSeq and is a predicted model, not a curated record.